Theobroma umbraticum is the source of this 1036-nucleotide messenger RNA. Lineage: Eukaryota; Viridiplantae; Streptophyta; Magnoliopsida; Malvales; Malvaceae. The record is from RefSeq and is a predicted model, not a curated record.
CCUAUUCUAAUAUACAAUAAAGAUCUACACAAAUAAAAUAGUAAUAGUAUAAAAGAGAGAUGAGGCAGGGCAGGUGGAACUCACAAUUGCCAAGAGAGAUGAGGAUGGGGGGUUCAUUCUUCUAACCCUUUGAAAGGAAUUUUGUCUGUCCUGCUGCCGGUGCUGAGGGUGGGUCUGUCCUUUUGUAAUGUUGUGCUGUGGUUUUAAGCGUAUGGCAGCUUUCGUGGAGUUGAUGCGAUGAACUUCUUUCAUAUAUAUGGUGGGGUUUGUGUUUUAGUUAUCUUGUUCGGUGGUUGUCGUCAAUGUUCUCUUUGGCUAUUCCUAUCUGUUUCAACCUAUUUAUCAUAUUAAGUCUUUGUGUAGCCUCUCAAAAUUAUAACUAAUACUAAUAAUCACCCAUCUAGUGGAACAAAAAUCCAAUCGAACGUAAUCCUUCUUGCAUAUUUGAAUUUUUGGCCUUCAUUGCUUCAUUCAUAUGGAUCUGGAAUUUUCUUCUUUGUCCAUCCUGCUCAACAUCCUCAUAAUCUUGUUCAUCUUUGUGAGAAUAGUUCAGAGAUCUAAAUCUGAGAAUCCUGCCUUAAGGCUGCCUCCAGGGCCGCGGAAACUAUCUCUCAUAGGAAACAUGCACCAACUUAUCGGUUCACUACCCCAUCACUCGUUGACAAACUUGGCAAAGAAGCAUGGCUCCCUGAUCCAUCUGAAGACUGGAGCAGUUUCAAAUAUUGUAAUAUCUUCACCAGAAUUGGCUAAACAAGCUUUGAAAACCAAUGACAUCAUCUUUGCUUCUAGGUCCUGUCUACUUGUUUCCAAGGUCACGUCGUAUGAUUCUACAAAUAUUGUUUUCUCCCCCUACGGUAGUUACUGGAGACAGGUACGCAAAAUUUGUGUAACAGAACUUUUUAAGUGCAAAGCGCGUCGAAUCAUUCAGAAAAGCUAGAGCAGAGGAGGUUUCAAAUCUCAUCAAGACAAUUUCUUUAUCUGAGGGUUUACCAAUCAAUCUUAGCAAAAAGAUUUUCUCAUUGGCUUAUGACAUAAC